AUGGCGGAAUCUAUAGAAGAAUAUGACACCUAUGAUGAUGAGGUCCAUUUUCUUGUCCAGUUGCCAUUUUUGUGGACCAGAACAAAAAUUAUUGAAAUUGUUGCAGCAAAGGAUGUUAUAUUUGCACUUUCACAAUCAGGUCUAUGCGCUGCAUUUAAUCGAAUUUAUGAAUCAGACCGUUUCAGUUCAUUGAAGUGCAGAACAACACCUAUAGAGUACAUCAGAAGAGGUCAACUGAAUGAUGGAUUUCCUUUAUUUGAAACUGAAUCACUAAAAUAUCCUGGCUUUGUUGAGUUUGAUGAUGUUAAUGGCAAAGUAUUGACCUUUUCGGCCCAGGAUAGUACUUACAAAGUUUUUGAUCUAAAGAACUACAACUUUCUGUAUUCCAUAUGCGACAAGAAUAUCCAGGAGAUAAAGAUAAGUCCUGGAAUCAUGCUCGUGAUUUAUCAGAAGACAAACUGUCAUGUUCCACUGACUAUAUUGUCAAUUGAGGAUGGAACUCCACUGAAAACCUUCAAUCAGCUGCUGCAUCGAAAUAGAAAGGUUGAUUUCAUCGAGCAGUUCAAUGAAAAGCUUCUCGUGAAGCGAGACAAGGAAAAUCUCCAGAUUAUCGAUGUUAGGCACUCCGAUCUAAUUGAAGUCAACAAAACCGAGUUCAUGACUCCCUCAGCAUUCAUCUUUCUCUAUGAAAACAAUCUAUUCCUGACAUUCUGCAAUAGGACAGUUGCAGCCUGGAAUUUUCGUGGAGAGCUAGUUACAUCAUUUGAGGACCAUGAGUUGUGGCAUCCUAACUGCAAUACAAACAAUAUAUACAUCACUGCUGACCAGGACUUGAUUAUCUCAUAUUGCAAAGUUUCAAAGCAGAGCACAGAUUGUGCUGACAGUGAAGCUGGAGAAGUUUCGUCCAUGGGAUCAAUUAACAUGAGCAACAUCUUUACUGGAAAGUGCUUAGCCAAGAUCUCCCCCAGUGACCCUACUCUCACAAUUGCUCCUCGAAAGAGAGGCGACAACAGCAGAUCUACCAUCCGCAGCACUGUUCUGGAAGCUCUUGAGGACAUCACUGCUCUCUUCUACGAUGAGGACCGCAAUGAAAUCUACACCGGAAACAGCAAAGGCCUGCUCGGCGACAUCCUCGACCGCGGCGGGGACGAGCUCCGCCUCCUCUACCUCCUCCGCCGCCUCGCGCUCUCCGCCGAGGCCCGCGGCAGCGCGUUCCUCCCCAUCCUCGGCAACCGCGAGGUCAUGAACGUCUCCGGCGACUUUCGCUUCGCCACGCCGCAGGGCCUCUAG
Messenger RNA from Miscanthus lutarioriparius, 1290 nucleotides. Lineage: Eukaryota; Viridiplantae; Streptophyta; Magnoliopsida; Poales; Poaceae. The record is from the annotation of a GenBank genome assembly.